UGAGAUGUGUUAGUGCUGUAAGAUGUAUACACUGCAUAUAUGCGACCUGCUUUAACUUUACUGUGGUAAAAUAACUGACGGAAUUUAUGACUUUAAGACGCGUUCACUCCGAAUGAAGCGGACUUUGCUGUCUCAUUGUGUCACACUGACUGAUCAUGACAUGGAAAAUCUCUUCUCUCUGACCACAACAUGAGAAAUAUCGGGCCAUACCACUGGAAAUCUCUCAUCUAUGACCAUAACAUGAUAAAAGUCUUCUUUCUGACGAUAAAAUGAGAAAUCUCUGAUCAUAACACCAUGCAGAUUUUAAGAAAGGUAGUUAAAGGAGCAAUAUGUAACAUUGACAUCAAGCGUUUAAAAUGGGUACUGCAGUCCAUAUUCAAAAUAUUAGAGAGAGAGCUGUCUCCCCCGCCCCUUCCCAGACUCGAAGCUCACGCGGGUUGCCAGGUUGAGGACACGCAACAGGAACGAGAAAACUGACAAUUGCAAGCGACGAGCCUUACUCUAUGGAUAUUGAGGACAGUAAAGGAGGCUCUGGUCUUCGACAGUAUUACCUGUCAAAAAUCGAGGAGCUUCAGUUGACAGUAAAUGAUAAAAGCCAAAACCUCAGACGUCUGCAGGCUCAAAGGAAUGAGUUAAAUGCCAAGGUGCGCCUUCUGCGUGAGGAACUGCAGUUACUGCAGGAGCAGGGAUCAUAUGUAGGAGAGGUGGUGAGAGCCAUGGACAAGAAGAAAGUGCUGGUCAAGGUGCAUCCUGAAGGAAAAUUUGUUGUGGAUGUGGAUAAGAACAUUGAUAUUAAUGAUGUAACUCCAAAUUGUCGUGUAGCACUUCGAAAUGACAGUUACACGCUGCACAAGAUCCUGCCAAACAAAGUGGAUCCACUGGUCUCCCUGAUGAUGGUGGAGAAAGUGCCCGAUUCCACGUAUGAGAUGAUCGGAGGACUGGACAAACAGAUCAAAGAGAUCAAGGAAGUGAUCGAGUUGCCAGUCAAACACCCGGAACUGUUCGAGGCUCUUGGAAUUGCACAACCUAAGGGUGUGCUGCUGUAUGGACCUCCUGGCACAGGAAAGACCUUGUUAGCUAGAGCCGUGGCCCACCAUACCGACUGCACCUUCAUCAGAGUGUCUGGAUCAGAGCUGGUGCAAAAAUUUAUAGGGGAAGGAGCUCGUAUGGUGCGUGAACUGUUCGUCAUGGCCAGAGAACACGCCCCUUCUAUCAUCUUCAUGGAUGAGAUUGACUCUAUCGGUUCUUCUCGGCUGGAGGGAGGAUCAGGAGGAGACAGUGAGGUGCAGAGGACUAUGCUGGAGCUUCUCAACCAGCUGGACGGAUUCGAGGCAACCAAGAACAUCAAGGUUAUCAUGGCAACAAACCGAAUUGACAUUCUGGACUCUGCCCUUCUUCGACCUGGCCGCAUUGACAGGAAGAUUGAAUUUCCUCCUCCUAAUGAAGAGGCCCGUUUGGACAUUCUAAAGAUUCAUUCCCGCAAAAUGAACCUGACGCGCGGCAUUAAUCUGCGUAAGAUCGCUGAGCUGAUGCCUGGAGCGUCUGGUGCAGAGGUCAAGGGUGUGUGCACAGAGGCAGGGAUGUACGCCCUGCGAGAGAGGAGAGUCCACGUUACCCAAGAAGAUUUUGAGAUGGCAGUUGCAAAGGUGAUGCAGAAAGACAGUGAGAAAAACAUGUCCAUUAAGAAACUCUGGAAGUAGACGUUAGAUUCUGUAUUUUCUCUUUUAUUUUAUUUUUUAUGUUAUUUUUUUGGUCUUUAAGUUGCUUUAUUGUUAUCACCCAAAUGUAUUCAAAAUAAAUUGCUUCCCACUUGAUUUAUAUGGGGGGGUUUUUUCUUCAUUUUUUUUUUUUGUUUUUUGUUUUUUUGUUUUUUUUCAUUAAAAGAAAUCAUUGAGGAAAAGUGUGAUCUUUAUUUACUUUUUGGCUUCUGUAAAUGUCUUUAUGGUGUGAAUUAUGUUUCUUUUCUGUGUAAAGUUAUGGACAAUUUUACAACUUUGUUGCUAUGACAACAUAAUGCUGUAAACUCUAAAAUGACCAUAAGAACGAUGAUUUAAACAACUUUACAGCUCAAAUAAUACAUGAGUUUUAACAGAAGAAUGAAUGCUAGUGCUUUUAUAAAGUUAUAAUCGGAGGCUGCAGGCUCACCAAAACGGGACAGUUCAAGACUGGUAAAACAUCGCCUGGUAUGAUGAAUCUGGAUUUCUGCUGAGGUGCACAGAUGGUAGCCCCAAUGUAGCCUCAGCUCAAAUGAUGCCACGGUCGAAAUCACUGAGAUCACAUUUUUCCCCAUUCUGAUGGUUUGAUGUGAAUAUUAACUGAAGCUCCUGACCCAUAUCUGCAUGAUUUUAGGCACUGCACUGCUGCCACACGAUUGGCUGAUUAGAUCAUUGCAUGAAUAAGUAGAUGUACAGGUGUACCUAAUAAAGUGGUCACUGCGUAGAUAUGUUUUUGAGAUAUUUCUGUUGACCCUUCUGAAAGCAUUGACAGUUCACAGAACAUCAUGAGCAAAAACUAGAAUCUUCAUAAAGAGGGCAAGUAAAAAGCAAAUUCCUGAAACAUAUGUUAUUAUAGGAGCAUCAGUCACAAGUUUCCCGGGAUCUGCAGUUGACUGUAUUAUAUCAGUUUAUGUUUGUAUUUGUUGAGAUUGCACUUUUUAAUUUUUUCCCACUCUUUUUUUCCAGACUCUUUAAUUGUACAUUUUUUUACUAUACAGAAGUUCAACUUUCACCUUUCCAUUUUUGUGCAAAUCAUUCAUGCCAGAUAUAUUGUUGCUUUUGAUACUGAAUAGGAAAUAAUUUUGCUAAUCUUUAGAGCAAAUCAGACAACAAGCAUUAUGUGUUGAGCGUAUAAUGUCAACCGAUUAAUAUUCAUUUCUGUUAAUCAAAAAACUUCAGGUCCACAUAAAGACUUGAGUAAUCUUUAGAAACAUGUUUCAAGUCAAAUUUUAAAUGGCUGUCUACACUUUCCAUGAAGUUUUUAUCAGUACAUAUCUUUUGGUACAGUGGUGCUAAGAAAAGUAAUGGUAAUGUUAUAGGAAAAUUACUGGUUCUAUUGACAGCAUCUGCAACCUGUUAUCGAUUACCACUGAACAUAACUUUUAAUCAUCCCUCUAUUAAAAACAAACAAAAGAACAUGUUGACACAUAAAUGCAGUGGAAAUCUAUAGAGCAACUCUUGUAUGGUUGGACUUACACUGUAAGUGCAUAACUGUCAAUGAUUUUUGUUAUUUCUGAAUCAUGUCACAGAAUAAUGCAUUGAAGUAAACUUCAUCUUGACCUAGUCUAGAACUUUAUCUGAUCAAAGACGAUUGGUUUUAACUAGAUUCCAUGAUUAUGAAUCUAUACUGCUGAGUAAGCAUUAGGGUGAUACAGGUAAACUGUUUUACACUGUUUUUUCCCUCUAGUGGAGUGGAGAUCUUUAGUUAUUUUAAACUGUAUUGUGUUAUUAGUGGUUAAGCCAUUACAUUUGGAAUCAUACACUGGGGGAAAAAUGAUUUUGUGUUGAAGUAAAUAUAGCAGAAGAAAUUAAGUACUUUCUACAUUUAAUAUGAUAAAGCAAGAACUUGAAAAUAUGAAGUAAAUUCUACAUUUGUACUCAAUUCAAACAUGUAAAAAUAAAUGCUCAAGCUUAUAAAUAAAUAUUAUUUAUGAUUGUUAUCUUUACAAUAGCCUACAUCAUAAUGUAUCAAUCCUAAAAUACAAAACUAUGUCAUAUUUAUUUGCUAAUUUGAGUCAAUUUCACUGGUAAAUAAAAUAAGUACAUUUUACUUAA
This is a messenger RNA of Myxocyprinus asiaticus (Chinese sucker), 3770 nucleotides long. It is a transcript of the gene psmc5, whose product is annotated as proteasome 26S subunit, ATPase 5. Gene Ontology annotation, molecular function: ATP binding; ATP hydrolysis activity; proteasome-activating activity. The coding region runs from base 504 to 1700 and encodes 398 amino acids. The record is from RefSeq and is a predicted model, not a curated record. NCBI's taxonomy places the organism in Eukaryota, Metazoa, Chordata, Actinopteri, Cypriniformes, Catostomidae. Gene Ontology annotation, biological process: proteasome-mediated ubiquitin-dependent protein catabolic process. The transcript is spliced from 12 exons. Gene Ontology annotation, cellular component: proteasome regulatory particle, base subcomplex.